Molecule: messenger RNA, 780 nt
Organism: Elaeis guineensis (African oil palm)
Lineage: Eukaryota; Viridiplantae; Streptophyta; Magnoliopsida; Arecales; Arecaceae
Source: RefSeq, a predicted model, not a curated record
UCUUGAAAAAACUAUAUCAAUCUGUUGUUUGAAAUGGAUGCAAUUAGUUCCACUGUUCAAAUAGAAGAAAUCCAGCUAUGUAAUUUUUAAUAAUUUGAGGAUUUUGAUUUGAAUUUCAAUCUUGUCUCGCAGUCAAAAACCUUUAUCUCAAACACUAUCAAGAAAAAAAAUGAAAGGGAGGAUACAAAAGAAGGGAGACAACAAUGCAGAAUUGGAAGAUGAUCUCCUUGGCUGGCUUGUGGACAACAGCUCUUAUUCAUGGGAGCAGAUCAUUGAUUUAUUGCCGAACCUGAUUGGCUCAGCCUACCUCACCACAUCAAGGGUCAUAGCUAUAGUGAUCUAUUUCCUCAGCAGAUGUCCCAGGGCACUCAAGCAAUUAUGGGUUAUAGGUUAUCAAUGAAACACUACGACUUGACAGUGGUUCGAUUCUUCCAAAGAAAGCAAGUACAGAUAUACAAUACAAAGGAUGCAUCUGGUAAAGCAAAACCCAAGCACUUCAUGCCAUUUGGAGGGGGGAUAAGGCAGUGCCCUGGAGCAGAGCUUGCAAAAUUGGAGAUAAUUGUCUUCACACACCACCUGAUCCUGAAUUACAAUUGGAAGUUAGUUUCGUCUGAAUGUCUUCUUACUGUACCACAUGUCGACUUCUUCAAAGGACUGCCACUGAAGGUCCAAGAAUUGUCGCUUGAAUAACAAAUGGCACUAGAAAGAAUCAUGAAUGCCAGCUUCCGAACUAUAUUUGACAUCAGUUUGAAGAAAGACGUUUUGGCUCUGAAUUGGACU